Molecule: messenger RNA, 954 nt
Organism: Lolium perenne
Lineage: Eukaryota; Viridiplantae; Streptophyta; Magnoliopsida; Poales; Poaceae
Product: pathogenesis-related protein PRB1-3-like
Cellular component (GO): extracellular region
Source: RefSeq, a predicted model, not a curated record
CGCUCUGCGCUUCUGCUAAACUACACUACACUACAGCUCGAUUACUCGAGAGAAGCCAUGACCAUGAGGCCUCUCGCUGCUCUGCUCGUCGUCCACAUCCACUGGCUACUCUUGCUUGCAAUGGUGCCGCCAAGAGUCCAGUCUUCCCCGGCGCCGGCGCCGUCCGCCUUCCAUCACCUGGCACUCGCCGCCCACGAGUACAACGCGACGGUCUACAAAGCCUCAGCAGCGCGCUGCGCGGGCUGCGGCGGCGGCGGAGACGGCCCUGCCACCAACGCCGCCACUCUCGGCGGGCUAGGCGCGUGGGCGGAGGCGGUGGAGUUCCUCUACUACCACAACGCCGUCCGCAUGGCGCGGUGGGAGCUGCCCCUGACGUGGUCCACCCGCCUCGAGUCCUACGCGCGGUGGUGGGCGUCGCAGCGGCGCGGCGACUGCGCGCUGCGGCACUCGUUCCCGGAGGGCCAGUUCGCGCUCGGGGAGAACAUCUUCUGGGGCGGCGCCGGCGCCGCCUGGAGCCCCGGGGACGCCGUCAAGGACUGGGCGGCGGAGGGCGUGGACUACUCGUACGCCGCCAACGCGUGCGCGCCGGGCCGGGACUGCGGCCACUACACCCAGAUCGUGUGGCGCGGCACGGCCUCCGUCGGCUGCGCGCGCGUCGUGUGCGACGACGGCGGCGUCUUCAUCACCUGCAACUACUACCCGCCGGGCAACGUCGUCGGGCAGAGGCCCUACUGACGGCGAGCGAGUGAGCUGCGGUGCGAGAUUAGGAUUUAGGGGCACCACGAUGCCGCCAUGGUUUGUUCAGGGAGUGUCGCGGUGUAAUAAGGCUUCAGAGAUAGAUUCGGUAUGCAAACCUUCACGACAAAUAAAAGGUGUGUAUCUGUAUAGUUACACGUAGACGUAUUAAUACGUGCCUACAAGUGAGUUUUCGGUAAAUUAUGUUCUAUGGAUUAA